GGAAUAAAUUGCUGGCACUUCGACGGUCAUAAAUAAAAACAUGGCCAAUACAGAAUGUGUGGACGGACUAAUUUUAUCAAGCUUAACGUACUAGCAACUACACAUUUUGGAUUUCGUACAAUAAACUAAUAAUUUGUAUAUGAAUAUACGUUUAUUAUGUUUCCUAUUGUUUCGUACCAAGUCUAUAUAAAGGCAACCACUUUGAUCGCACCAAUUAGUCAAACACAAUAUUUGGAGCGCGUAUAAUCCGUGCGAUUUUUUUUGGACAACAUGUUGUCCCGAAAAAGUCCUCUUUUACUCGCGGUAGGAAUUCUAGUGAUAUAUGUGAAUACUGAAAUCGUAAACUCAACCAACGUGCGGUCUAAUAUUUGGCAUGACGGUCCCAUUAAUUGCUACACUUGCGAUAGUGAAGAUGAAUGUGCGCUUGGCAACGGUGUCAUCCAAAAAUGUGAGAAUAAUGAUGACCAAACAUGUGUAAUAGUUUUCAGUGAAAAAGGGAUAGUAAAUCAGAGAGGAUGUAGCGAUAAAAUUAUUUCCUCUCAAAACGGCAGCUACUGCAGCAAAAACCCAGACAGAUGCCCUACUUGUUCAUCUUCUGCCUGUAAUGAGGCAACAUCUAUGGACGGAUUCAUAGAGUGUGUGGCUUGCGACUCAAGUUUGGACAAGAACUGUGCAUUAAACCCUGCCGAUAUCAUUGCAAGAACCUUAUGUUUUGGAAAUUGCAUGACAGCUCUUUAUCCUACAAGUAAGACUGACAACCCCAGCUACAGUUUGGUGAGGUCCUGCUUAAAUGAUCGCGACAUUGAUGAUCAAAAAGCAUGCUUAAAUGGAAAUGAUCGUAUGUGUCAUACAUGUAAUCAACCUCAUUGUAACGUCAAUAUUAUGCCCGAAGUAAGGCAUUCGUGUUACCGCUGUUCCGGCGAUGAUUGUGAGGAUCCCGUUCGUGAAGAGUGUCCCAAGUAUAAAGAAGACGAUCAUUGUUUUAUGCGUUUUGAGGAGGGUAACAAUGACUUAUAG
Messenger RNA from Musca domestica (house fly), 1017 nucleotides. RefSeq lists its product as uncharacterized. The transcript is spliced from 3 exons. The record is from RefSeq and is a predicted model, not a curated record. Bases 271 to 1017 code for a protein of 248 amino acids. NCBI's taxonomy places the organism in Eukaryota, Metazoa, Arthropoda, Insecta, Diptera, Muscidae.